ACAACUGAUUUUCAGAGAGAGGUGAGCUCAUCUACCUGCACAAUGCCGUGUGAAGUUUUCUCCCCACUGCUGCUCCUGCUGCUGUUCGUCUCAGUGUUUGGAGCGUCUCGAGCCUGCCUGCAGGACGCUGCUUCAGCCUACAGAUUCACCGGUGCAGUAUGUCGGCUCACCCAUCCUGCAGCUGUUGUGUUGAACGAUAAAACCACUAAAGUGAUCGAGGCAGCGUUUCAGAAUGCAAGAUACCCAAGUUUGAAGAGAGAGAAAUCCCUGCUGUUUAUAGGAAGGGUCAAAUAUGGCCUUGAAAAUUUGGAGAUUCACAACCUGUCGAUUGGUCAGAGUGAGUUUGAGCUGCAUCCAGGUGAAGGUAUCAGCAUGGAAAUUAAGAAUGUGUCUGCAGUCUUCAGAGGAACCAUCCAGUAUGGAUACGGCAGCUGGCUUGUCAACGUUGGACAUUCAGUUGACUUUGAAAUUGAUUCUCAGCUCGAUCUUGGAAUCAACCCAAAACUUUACUGUGGAGAAGGGAAGGUAGCAGCGGACACAUCAGACUGUUAUUUGAACUUUCACAAGCUCCUGCUGCACCUGCAGGGGGACAAAGAACCGAACUGGCUGAAGAAGCUCUUCACUGACUUCAUCACCUUUACUGUCAAGAUGGUCAUCAAAGGACAGAUCUGUAUCGAGAUCAACAAGGUGGCAAAUAUACUGGCUGACUUCAUUCAAGACACAGCAGGGCAGUUUCUCAGUGAUGGAGCCAUCAGUAUGGAUAUUGGUGUAACUGCUGCUCCUGUCAUCACUGCAAACUACAUUGAAUCUUACCACAAGGCACUGACCAACUACAACAACAUCUCAGCUGUCAUCAACGACUCACUUUUCCACCCCAAUCAGCUGACUGAAAACAGGAUGCUUUACUUUUGGCUGUCAGACCAGGUCUGUAACCCACUGCUUAGUGCUGCCCACCAAGAUGGUCGUUUCACACUCAACAUCUCUGGAGCAGAGCUCACUGAACUUUUCAAGACAAACCUCUCCAGUGCUGUUCCUGAAUUUAUCAGAACGUGUCUGUUGGAGUCAGGUUCUCCUGAGCUACGAGUCUGGAGUUCAUCUGUUCCCUUUCUAAAUACCUCCACCUCGGGGACGACUAUCUGGGCAGAGGCCUCUGGGCAGCUCAGCUGUGGGAUGCAAGGCACACCAACACUCUUCUUUCAAACGAAUGUGGUCAUGGAUGUCACCGCUUCCUAUGCUGACAAGAGACUCUUCCUGAAGGGAAACGCGUCAGAGGUCGUUAUAGUCCGCGCUGAGCUUCUGUUACAAAAUGAGCAGCUGCUGACUGAGGCACAUCUGGAAUUUGUAAGAGAAGCAGUGGAGAAGAUAGGAAUUCCCAAGGUUCUAUCAGUUCUUGAGGUUGAACUUACCAGGCUGUUGGACAAACAGGGAACUAACCUAUUUGACAUCUUUAACCCAGAGGUGCUUCCUCGGGAUGGCUUUGUGGUGAUUCAGACAGAUUUUGGUUUCCCUCAUCACCUCCUGGUCGAGUUUCUAAAGAAGACUCUGCAGUAAUGAAAAAAAAGCUU
Messenger RNA from Labrus bergylta (ballan wrasse), 1565 nucleotides. RefSeq names its product cholesteryl ester transfer protein, plasma (gene cetp). Gene Ontology annotation, biological process: reverse cholesterol transport; low-density lipoprotein particle remodeling; cholesterol homeostasis. Gene Ontology annotation, cellular component: high-density lipoprotein particle. The record is from RefSeq and is a predicted model, not a curated record. Gene Ontology annotation, molecular function: cholesterol binding; phosphatidylcholine binding; triglyceride binding. Lineage: Eukaryota; Metazoa; Chordata; Actinopteri; Labriformes; Labridae.